Molecule: messenger RNA, 3121 nt
Organism: Aegilops tauschii subsp. strangulata
Lineage: Eukaryota; Viridiplantae; Streptophyta; Magnoliopsida; Poales; Poaceae
Product: pumilio homolog 1
Biological process (GO): post-transcriptional regulation of gene expression
Cellular component (GO): cytoplasm
Molecular function (GO): mRNA binding
Source: RefSeq, a predicted model, not a curated record
GCGGCGGCGGGGAGGAGGGGGAGCGCGGGGACUUCGAGCUCUUCCGCAGCGGCUCGGCGCCGCCCACGGUGGAGGGGGCCAUGGCCAUGGCGUCCGGCGGCGGCGGCGAGGUGCUGCUGGACGACGAGCUGCGCGCCGACCCGGCCUACCAGAGCUACUACUACUCCAAUGCGCACCUCAACCCGCGCCUCCCGCCGCCGCUGCUCUCCAAGGAGGACUGGCGGUCCGCGCAGCACCGCCUCCGCUCCUCCUCCUCCUCCUCCGCCGGGCUCGGCGGGAUCGGCGACGGCCGGAGGGCGCCCGGGGACGGGCUCGUCGGCCUGCCCGGGAUCGACCACACCCGCCAGCGGGCCUUCUCCGGCAUCUUCCAGGAGGACUCGAAUCAACGUGACAUGGAUAGACAGGGUGCCAACCACAACCGCAAUGACUUCCUGGAUUCUUCUGGAAUGCAGUAUGCUCUACAUCGCGAGACUGGAGCUAUGAGCGGCCUGCAGCGUGAGAGCAAUGAACAGACCAUGGCUGAUAUUCGGAACAAUGAGUUGUCAUCACAUGCAUAUGCGUCUAUUCUGGGACCCUCACUCUCUAGAAGUGCAUCCCCAGACCCUGAGCUGGUGAGGAGGGUACCUAGUCCGUGCCUGCCUCCAAUUGGUGUGAAAGUCGGCGCUUAUGAUAAAAAGAGUAAUGGUGGCUCCUCUUCUUUCCGCCGCAGUUCAUCUGCUGUUGGUGAACCUGAUGAUCUGGUGGCUGCUCUAUCUGGGAUGAACCUGUCAUCGUCGAGAGCUGGUAAUGGGCAAGCUAUGGACCAGUCUAAGCUCUACCAGGAUGUUGAUAAUGCCAAUAGGUUCCUUUUUGAUCAAACAAGUGGCAAUCAGCAGCACUCCUUCAUGAAACGUCCCGAGCAAGGACAUUUUAGGGCACCUGAGGGGUAUUCGGCUAAUUCUUCUAUGAUGAGAAAUCAGAUGAAUGGUGGUAACUUCACAUCAUCUGACAAUUCCUUAGUUGGAUCCGGCUAUGCUUCGCCUAGGAUUGGCGCAAGGUCCCCAGGAGGCACUUUAUCUUCUAGGCAAAAUUUAGCUGGUGCAUCCAACUACCUAGGUUACAAUGGAGUUGGAAGUCCGACUGGAGCAGCUUCUCUUCAAAUGCCUAUCGAUCCGUUAUAUGUUCAAUACCUUGCUGCCCAAGUUGCAGCCAGCUAUGAUGAUCCUUUCAUGGCCAGUGGACAUCUAGGAAGUUCAUACAUGGAUUUACUUGGUCCUCAGAAGGGUUGCCUUAGCCCACUGCUUCAGUCACAGAAGAACUAUGGCUGCUAUGGAAAUCCUGGGUUUGGCCUUGGUUAUGGCGGUAGCCCUUUGACGAGUCCUGUUCUGCCCUCUUCACCUGUUGCAUCUGGUAGCCCACUUAGGCACGGUGAACGCAGCAUGCGCUUUGCAUCAGGCAUGAGAAAUUUUGGGGGUUCUUUUGGUUCGUGGAAUCCAGACCUGGUUGGAAAGAUGGAAGGAAAUCUGAUGCCCUCGCUUCUGGAGGAAUUCAAGAGCAACAAAAGCAGAACUUAUGAACUCUCUGAAAUAGCUGGGCAUGUCGUUGAGUUCAGUGCUGAUCAAUAUGGGAGCCGAUUCAUACAGCAAAAGCUUGAAACAGCUAGUACUGAAGAGAAGGACAUGGUUUUUUCAGAAAUUAUGCCUCAAGCUCUCACAUUGAUGACUGAUGUAUUUGGAAAUUAUGUCGUUCAGAAGUUUUUUGAGCAUGGAAGCACUACUCAGAUAAAGGAACUCUCUGAUCAGCUUAUUGGGCGUGUCCUUGCUCUUAGUCUUCAGAUGUAUGGAUGUCGGGUUAUACAAAAGGCUAUAGAGGUUGUGGAUUUAGCUCAGCAGACUAAAAUGGUUGCUGAGUUGGAUGGGCAUAUCAUGCGCUGUGUACGUGAUCAAAAUGGUAACCAUGUAAUACAGAAAUGCAUAGAGUGCAUCCCUCAGGACGUUAUCCAGUUCAUUGUCUCAACAUUCUAUGGUCAAGUUGUGCUGCUAUCCACUCAUCCCUAUGGUUGUCGGGUUAUACAGAGGGUGCUGGAGCACUGUGAUGAUCCCACAACACAGCAGAUAAUGAUGGAUGAGAUUCUGCAGUCUGUUUGCUUGCUGGCUCAAGAUCAAUAUGGUAACUAUGUUGUUCAGCAUGUUCUGGAACAUGGCAAGCCACAUGAGAGAACUGCUAUCAUUGACAAGUUAAUUGGGCAGAUUGUGCAAAUGAGCCAGCAAAAGUUUGCUUCAAAUGUCAUUGAGAAGUGCUUAGCUUUUGGUAACCCUGUAGAGCGGCAGAUCUUGAUUGGUGAAAUGCUUGAGUCUACUACUGAAAGUGAACCUCUUGAGGUGAUGAUGAAAGAUCAGUUUGCAAACUAUGUGGUGCAGAAGGUGUUGGAGACUUGUGAUGACCAGCAGAGAGAGAUGAUCCUUACAAGGAUCAAAGCUCACCUGAACACACUGAAGAAAUACACCUAUGGGAAGCACAUAGUCGCGCGUGUAGAGAAGCUAGUUGCUGCUGGAGAGAAGCGCCAGGGGCUUCAACCAGCAUGCACCGCCGCCUGAAGGCGGGGACUAUGCAGUUGUACAGCUAACAGUGGCUAGGUUUGCGCUCGCGUUUCCCCCCAACAACCGAAAACCCUAUAAGAUCGACUAGUAAUGGUACCGGCAUGAAUAAGAUACAAAUCUUGGUUGCACUGGAGAGAGUGUACAUUCUGUAGCUGAGGAAGCAAAGACUAAUCUGAGAGACUAAGCUGUAAAGAGGAGGAAGAGGGUGGAGUAUGUUUGAACAUGUUACUCUGCUCACUGUACAAAUUUAGCACUAGAGAAGAGAAGAGAGUGAGAAAGCUGUUAGCUGUCGUAAAAAUGUCCGAGUUGAGAGCCGCUACUUUUUUAGUUAUCCUGUUGUGUGUCUCGUGUCGAUAGAAGCAAACAAACCAUGAUGAUGGCUUGCUGUUGUUGUAAGAUAAAACUCUUUUCUGCAGUUUAAGCUGAAGUUAUUAGUAUCAGCUUUGCUGAACCGUUGAACAGUUCCCUUGUAUUGAUGGAGUGUGCCUUCUGUAUUCUAAUCCAGGAUGAUGAUAUGCAUGAGUUAGUUUAUGUUCUUGUAA